AUGUGCAGUGCAGAGUUGAACAGAAAUAGGGUAUUUGAAAACUUUAAUUACACGUUGGUCGCUAUAGCACUUUGAUGAUGUUCAAGGUGGAGACAUGUCCCCCUGCCCACGUGAGCCUCUGCAACUUUAUUUCAUCUUGUCAUUGCAUGCCUAGUCCUUCCUGAUUUCCUGUUUAGUGUGUGCUCUUCCUCAGAAUCAACCGACCUUGAACAAGAACCGACAUAAUCAUCUUCUUUUAUUACGUCCUUUGAUAUUUGUUGUGAAAGUUUUCAUCCAAAAUCUACGAGGCCUUUGAUUCAUACUUAAUGAGUCCGGUUAACCAGUACCCCUUGAGAUCCGCAUUUCAUUUGCCUCAUUCUGAUACCCUCGUUCUCGUACAACUCAUUCCCAUCAACUAUUUAAAUGCACCCAUAAUCUUUCUAAACUGAAUAUUUUCACAUUUACAUUUGGAAGACAUGAUGAUGAUUCUAUAUAUUGCAAGAUUUGCAAAAUGCAGAUACAGUAGAUGCAUAAAUCAUAAUGUUUUGUGAUAUAUCUGCAGGACUCUAGUCUCUAGCUAGCUAACAUGAGCGGGCCCUGGCCUAUAUGUCUGCCUAUACCAUACGAAAUACUACACAAAAACCUGCAAUAAAACUUGAAAGCUAAGCAUGAAUGGAUUGAGGGGUAAAGUUGAAAGAGGUGCUGUGAAAUAACAGUGGUACAUAUUCAAUUAUUCAGGUAAAGUGGAAAGGGUGAUUGAAUGUGAGUCUGAAAUGUGGGAUCCAAUGGUUCAGUCUCUUCAAGAAAUAAGUGUCCUUGUCUUCAAUUUUCUGAAGACCUUGUUUCUUCAUGUGGUGCAGUACUUUCAGCUACCAAAACUCCCACUGCUUUCCAUUCAUUUUCUGACUCUAAUGCACUAACUGCUGUUUCAAACACUCACCUGGCCCCCGUUGAGGUUGUCAAACACAAGUGUGUAAAUCCUGGAAUUUGCUGAUCUCGAACAACCCUGAUUUCAUCGAGUCUCAUCUUCAUCUUAAUUCCAACAAGGACUCUCUGAUUCUUAUGAGUGUUGAAAGGAAAAAGUUUAUAGAAACUUAUGAUGACUCUCUAUUUCAAGGGUCCACUAGGAUCAUCGGCUCCGUUCAUGGUUUAGUGUGUUUUUAUAAUUGGCACUGUGAUUUCGAAGGAAUACAAUUUGUGAUAUGGAAUCCUGCUACCAAACAGUGCUUGGCCUAUAUCCCACCUCUCCCUAGUCGAUAUGAGGAGAGAGAGCAUGAUGGCUUGAUUGAUGACUGUUUUGGAUUUGGUUUUGAUUCCGUUGCCAAUGAUUUUAAAGUCAUGUACUUUAUUACCAUUGAAGAACAACCAUUAGAAGGUGAAAUCUAUUCGUGCAAACAUCGGUGUUGGAAGAAGAUCACCCCCUCCAACUUCCUUUUCCGUGGUUAUGUGCCUCCCGAGACACUGCAAGUUAGUUUCCGUGGUUCCCCUUAUUGGCUGAAUAGACAACCUAAUGGAAAUAUUUCACGUCUCGCUGUGAUCUGGUUUGAUGUAGGAAACGAGAUCUUUAGGAUGUUGCCUGAAGUUGGUUCAGUUGACAGAAAACAAGAAAAGAGGUGUGUUCUAAUGAAUUUCAGGGAUUCUAUUGCUGUCAUGGUCUAUGAUUGGAUAUUAUUCUUAACUGAACCGGUUGAUGUAUAUGUCUUCAACGAGAGAUGCAGUGUUUGGAGUAAGAUGUCUAUUGGACCGGUUAUUGGUAAAGAACCAUCUAUAUUCCCCUGGGGACAACAUCUGUUUCAAUGUUUUGAAAAUGGUGAUAUUUUAUUUUUGUGUUCCGGUCUGGAGCUAUGCAGCGUCAAUCUCCACACUCAUGCAAUCAAGAGUAUAGGAAAGGAAGCAAAAUUAAGCUGUGUUUUCCAUUGCUGCGCUUACUCGGAGAGUCUAGUAUUCCUCGAGGGAAUGGAGGACUUCAAGGAAAAAGAAGACCAAGUUGGAAUUUUCUUUCUUAAUAAAGCUUGAAACCCCGGCUUGUUAAUCUGUUUAUUUUGAUGGAAUGUGAUUGUGCAUUUGACAACCAAAUUUUCUUUGCUGUUGUUUAUAUGUUUGUUUAUUUAUCUGUAUGAGACUGUGUGUGUGAGAUAGGAGACUCUGAUGUUUUUCCUAAUAUAUUUUGCGUAGAGAGUUCUCUUAA
Messenger RNA from Daucus carota subsp. sativus, 2167 nucleotides. Its product is annotated as F-box/kelch-repeat protein At3g06240-like. Bases 1042 to 1995 code for a protein of 317 amino acids. The transcript is spliced from 2 exons. The record is from RefSeq and is a predicted model, not a curated record. Lineage: Eukaryota; Viridiplantae; Streptophyta; Magnoliopsida; Apiales; Apiaceae.